Rotaria socialis is the source of this 492-nucleotide messenger RNA. Lineage: Eukaryota; Metazoa; Rotifera; Eurotatoria; Philodinida; Philodinidae. The record is from the annotation of a GenBank genome assembly.
AUGGAUCUUGAAUACACGGUAACAGAAACCUUGACAUCUUUAGGUGGUAGAGUCAGCGAGAUCAAUUAUGAAUUCGAAGAAAUUACCGUGGAAGCUAUUUCACUUGGAUUAAGCACGAAAAGAGAACGUCGUGCUCGAGCAUAUAGCGCUCGGAUUUCACGUGACCAGUAUGCUGCGUUAAGUCGAGCAAUGUCGGUUUCGCUAUCAUUCGACGAUUUUGUUCAAGUUUUACGUCCAUUUAUGAUGGGAUUUUAUAGAAAUCGUGAAUUGGAACAAGCGUUUGGUAUAUUAGAUAGAGAUCAUUCUGGUUUGGUUCAUAUAGAUGAAUUAAAUGUAUUUUUACCAAUUAUUAAUCAAUAUGCCACUGGUGACACCUUAAAAUCUUAUGUGCGAAAAGUCUAUUCGAAUAUUGAAAAUAAUUUAACUUACGAUGAGUUUCGCACAUUAAUAUUGCGAGGCAUUGGUCGCGAUAUUCUUUGUAAUAACAUCUGA